AUGGGACGACCACCCAACAUUCUCCUUCGCAUGGUGGUGUUCAUGGUGAUGUUGACAGUAUCAGCCCAAGACCUUGAUAUCACUUCAUACCAGUCUGGCACUACCUCAUACCAGAUCAAUAAUACCUUGGAACAAAUUCAAGACCCUUUAUCCCAAACUGAUACAACCUCCUACAAGACUGCCAUCUCAUACGCGAAUGAUACCACUUCAAGUACAACCGGCACCAUCUCUUAUCAGAUUAACACCUCUUACCAGAUUGAUACUGUACCAUACCCAGCUGUUCCCACCUCAUACACGAGUGUUACCUCCACAUACCCAAGUCUUACCACGUCAUAUCCAACAACUGAUACAACACAUACCACUCUGACCUUCUUCCCAAUUAUUACAACUACAUUCCAGACUGAUAAAACAACAUAUACUAUUCCAACCUCAUUCCCAAUCAUUACAACCACAUCCUCAUAUACAACUUUACAAACCUCAUAUCUGAUAGACACAACUAAUGUAACCUCAUUUCCAACUGUCACACUUUCACACCUGACUGAAAUAACCUCACAUCCAACUAUCACACUCUCACACCUGACUGAUGUUAUAACCUCACAUCCAACUGUCACACUCUCACACCUGACUGAUGUUAUAACCUCACAUCCAACUGUCACACUCUCACACCUGACUGAUGUUAUAACCUCACAUCCAACUGUCACACUGUCACACCUGACUGAUGUUAUAACCUCACAUCCAACUGUCACACUCCACCUGACUGAUGUUAUAUCCUCACAUCCAACUGUCACACUCUCACACCUGACUGAUGUUAUAACCUCACAUCCAACUGUCACACUCCACCUGACUGAUGUUAUAACCUCACAUCCAACUGUCACACUCCACCUGACUGAUGUUAUAUCCUCACAUCCAACUGUCACACUCUCACACCUGACUGAUGUUAUAACCUCACAUCCAACUGUCACACUCUCACACCUGACUGAUGUUAUAACCUCACAUCCAACUGUCACACUCUCACACCUGACUGAUGUUAUAACCUCACAUCCAACUGUCACACUCUCACACCUGACUGAUGUUAUAACCUCACAUCCAACUGUCACACUCUCACACCUGACUGAUGUUAUAACCUCACAUCCAACUGUCACACUCCACCUGACUGAUGUUAUAACCUCACAUCCAACUGUCACACUCUCACACCUGACUGAUGUUAUAACCUCACAUCCAACUGUCACACUCCACCUGACUGAUGUUAUAACCUCACAUCCAACUGUCACACUCUCACACCUGACUGAUGUUAUAACCUCACAUCCAACUGUCACACUCUCACACCUGACUGAUGUUAUAACCUCACAUCCAACUGUCACACUCUCACACCUGACUGAUGUUAUAACCUCACAUCCAACUGUCACACUCUCACACCUGACUGAUGUUAUAACCUCACAUCCAACUGUCACACUCUCAUACCUGACUGACAUAACCUCACAUCCAACUGUCACACUCUCACACCUGACUGAUAUAACCACACCCCCAAUAAUUACACUUACAUACCCAACUGUUACCACCUCAUACCAACCUUAUACUUCUUUAUACACAACUGUUACCACACCGUGCCUGACUUAUACCACCUUAUUACAUCCUUAUACCUCCUCAUACCAAACUGAUAUACCACCAUUACAGACUGUUACCACAUCAUUCUAUAACACCACAUAUUCAACAUAUACCAUCCCACACCUUACUACUUCAUACCCAGCUGUUACCACCAUAUAUACGACUAUUACCACUUCAUAUCCCACUGUUACCACCUCAUACCUGACUGAUACAACUUCAUACCCGAUAACUAUCACUACAUAUACAACUAUAACCACUUCAUAUCCUGCUGUUUCCACAUAUCCGAGUGAUACCUCAUAUCCAACCAAUGUCAUCUCCUACACAUCCUUAUUAGACCCGAUUUUUACCAGCUUGUAUGUGACUGAUAUCACCUCAUAUCCAACUGUUGCCACAAUAUAUACAACUAGUACCACCUCAUACCCAAUUAUUAACACCAUAUAUAAGACAGUUACCACUUCAUACCCGGCUAUUACUACCUUAUACACAACUGAUAUCAGCUCAUACUUAACUGAUACUACCAUAUACCUGACUGAUGAUAUUUCAUACCUGACCGAUAAUUCAUACCUGACUGAUACCUCACACUUGACUGAUACCACCACAUCUCCAACUUUUGUCAACUCCAAUCCAACUGAUACUACUAUAUAUCCGACUGACACCUCAUUCCCAUCUGAUAUCACCUCAUACGAGAUUGAUGUUCUCUCAUAUAACUCUCAUGGUACUACAUAUGAGAUGAAUCUCCCCUCAUACCAAGCUCUUACCACAUACCAAACUGAUAUCAUCUCACGCAAGACACAACUAGCUGGAUUCUUUGAGAUUCUGGAACUCUCUGCCUGCUUUUAUAUUUCUACCUCCCUAUGA
Molecule: messenger RNA, 2463 nt
Organism: Scylla paramamosain (green mud crab)
Lineage: Eukaryota; Metazoa; Arthropoda; Malacostraca; Decapoda; Portunidae
Product: mucin-3A-like
Exons: 3
Coding region: 1-2463 (820 amino acids)
Source: RefSeq, a predicted model, not a curated record